Messenger RNA from Metopolophium dirhodum (rose-grain aphid), 2842 nucleotides. RefSeq names its product branched-chain-amino-acid aminotransferase, mitochondrial (gene Bcat). Gene Ontology annotation, molecular function: branched-chain-amino-acid:2-oxoglutarate transaminase activity. The record is from RefSeq and is a predicted model, not a curated record. Lineage: Eukaryota; Metazoa; Arthropoda; Insecta; Hemiptera; Aphididae. Gene Ontology annotation, cellular component: mitochondrion. Gene Ontology annotation, biological process: L-leucine biosynthetic process; L-valine biosynthetic process. The coding region runs from base 32 to 2095 and encodes 687 amino acids. The transcript has 13 exons.
ACAAUAUCCGAGAUAUAAUAUAAUAAUUAAAAUGAAAAUUACAAUAGUGCUUAUUUUUUGUAUUUUUUGUCCUCCAUUGACAACACAAGGUGAUGCGGCCAUCAAAAAUCAGGUAAUUUGCAAUAUAGCUGGAAGAGUGUGGAGAAGUACUUAUGUAUUCGAUAUAUGCAUGCUGCCAGAACGUUGUGAUAUUAUUGAUGUAGGUCAAUAUGCUUUUGACCGUGAUAAUAGUGUUAAUACCCAUGUAAUGGAAUCAGAUAAAGAUAUAAUAAGAAGCUUAGUAGAAGCUAACAAGCCUGUUUACACACGCAUUGGUUUCGAUCGUCAGGAUGAUUGGGGCUCAAUAUUUAAUCCCACGGAAGCAAAAGUAUUUCAGGCGGAAAAAUUUGAUCCAUUAGUCAAUUUUUUAAAUAAAUUUAAAAUUAACGGUAUUCUUAUUAAUUGUGCAGACGUAUAUAGUAUUGCCGCAGUUGAUGUUGAACAAAAAAUAAGUGACUUUGUGACUGCGAUUAAAAAAAAAGUUGAUAAAUUAAUAGUUGGUAUAAUAAUUUCUGGGUGGUACUAUGAAAAGUUUGAAGAUAAUACGUUAUUUGAUUUUACAAUAACAAAUAAAGUGUUGGAUCUUUAUAUCAUUGAUUGGGCAAUAUUAAACAGUUGUGAUAAAGAUACAGUGAAAACUGGUAUCAGUCCAGUUACAUCAACUAAUCCAAAUGUUAUAACUAUUGAAAAAGUUACUUGUAGUGUAACUAAUUCAAAAAUCGAAAAAUCAAAAAUAUAUGGUAUGGUACAAAUAGUUCCAAACAUUCCGAUAAAUCUUCUUUCAAAAGACGCAACGUAUUCUAUCACAACGUAUUCUAUAACUUGCAGAAAAUUGUAUAGCAUUCAACAUCUAUUGUCUAAAAGAAACCAGUCAUCGUUAUCACAAAAUGACCCCGAAAAGUACGUGAAACCAGAUAUUGAUAUCACACUAUGCAAAUCCACAAAACUUAACGAUAAUGUCACCAAUAUUUUAAAAAGUUGCACCCAAAUUAAGUUUGGUACUAUUUUCACUGACCACAUGCUCAAAAUACACUAUGACAAGCAUGCAGGAGGCUGGCAAAAACCAUACAUCACACCCAUGGAACAUCUCAGCUUACAUCCUGCAGCCAAAGUUCUUCAUUACGCCACUGAGGUAUUUGAAGGAAUGAAGGCAUAUAAAUCAGAACAUGGUCACAUGAAUCUAUUCAGACCGGAACUAAACUUACAAAGGUUAAACUCAUCGGCUGAACGAGUAGGCCUACCAGCAAUAGACUCUGGUAUAUUACUCAGAGGUAUUGAACGCUUGGUGUCUAUAGACAACGAGUGGUUACCUACGUCUGCGCCUCUCAGUUUAUACAUUAGACCUAACCUCAUAGGCACAGAAGGCACACUUGGCGUAGCACCAACAAAUACAGCCCUACUCUACGUAAUAAUGAGCCCAGUGGGAUCAUAUUUCUCUGAAAAAUUCAAGUCUGUCCGACUGAUGGCCAACCCCAAAUUCGCCAGAGCUUGGCCAGGUGGCUGUGGUGACUUUAAAAUAGGUGCAAACUACGCCACCACAUUAUACCCUCAGGAAAUAGCUUCAAAAUUAGGUUGUCACCAAAUGCUGUGGUUAUUUGGUGAGGACCGACAAAUCACAGAAGUUGGUGCGAUGAACGUGUUUAUUUUUUACAAAAAUCAAAAUGGCGAAAAAGUAUUAGCCACACCAGCAUUAAACGGUAUGAUAUUACCAGGCAUCACCAGGCAGUCAAUAUUGGAGUUGGCUAGAGAAUGGGACGAAUUUCGUGUUGAAGAGAGAAUCUUCACAAUAGAUGAAUUAAUUGAACUCAAUAAGAAUAACCAAAUACUUGAGUUUUUUGGAACCGGUACAGCAGCAGUCAUCAGCCCGGUAUCUUCCAUAUUAUACGAAGACGGAAACAUAGAGUUACCAACCAUGGAACAACCAAAUCCGUUGUACGCAAGGCUCUUUAAAACUAUUACUGACAUACAUUACGGCCGGGUACCGCAUCCUUGGACCAGAGUAGUGGACGAAAGACCACAUUUGUACGAAUCUCAGAACUAUAAAUAUGCCAACUAGGAUCAAUAAUACCAAUAGAUCGCACAACACGUCUUGAUAGCGGUCAAUAAACAGUACAACAAACGACAAUAAUUCAUAAAAUGUUUAUUUUUAUGAUGAAUGGCUACAACUAACUACCAACAAUAUUCCGAACGUUUAAAGACAAAAAAUAAUAUUAAUAAUGAGAUACAUGAAUUUACUUUAAUACUCGAGGUCUGCAGAGUAAAAAUUAGCAGAGCUCCAAAAUUGUAUUCAUUCUAUUAUAGAAUGUAAAGUCAUUUCGUUCUUGAUGAACAUAUGUUGUCAGCCAGUCUACAUAAUCCACACUUAAAAUUAAUAGUAAAUAAUAGUUUGUUUUUUAUGACAAACAAUUAUUUCUAUUACAGUUUCAAAAUAUUCCUGAUAGUAAAAUGUUGAAUUUGGUUACAAAUAAUUAAAACUAUUAAUUGGAGGAAAUGGAAAUGGUUUAGAAAAUAAAAAACCAUUCGAAAAAAAUUAUUCCACAUUAUACAAAUUAUCAUAGGUACUAAAUAAUAUAUUGACCGCUAUCUAUAUUCUAUUGACGGUAUAACUGUUAACUAAUGUGAAGUUCAUUGAUUUUGUUCUUGAAAAAUUAUAUUUUUAUAUUUUUAAUUUAAGUUAUUCAUCAAGAAUAACUAACUAUUAAACCAUUAGGUACCUGCAACAAUCAACUAUUUUUUCUAAGUCACCACUUUAUAAAAAUUUUUUAUCUCAAUAAAAAUGAUAAUUAUCAUACACAUAAAUACA